Molecule: messenger RNA, 1974 nt
Organism: Asparagus officinalis (garden asparagus)
Lineage: Eukaryota; Viridiplantae; Streptophyta; Magnoliopsida; Asparagales; Asparagaceae
Product: patellin-4
Exons: 4
Coding region: 250-1791 (513 amino acids)
Molecular function (GO): lipid binding
Source: RefSeq, a predicted model, not a curated record
AAGUAGCCGUUGGAGUAUUCAAAAAAACAUACACACGCAAAGAAGUCUCGUGGGCCCUGCGAGAUUCCCCGCUCCCACGCACGGCCGAGAACGCUCGUUCACUAACGGCUACUGGGUCCCACUCUCAGAAUAUAUAGCCGUUGCUCCUACUCUCUCUCUCCCUCCCUCCCUCCUCCCUUAAUUUCUCUCUCACUCCUGUCUUUUUUUCUCCCUCUCGUUACGAAAUCUCUAGUUCUUCUGCAUCAAAUCAUGACUGUAGAAGUGAAAUCGGAGAAAUCAGAGAGUACCCAGGCGGAGGAAGUAUCAGAUUCCCCCAAAGCAGGGCCCGUCAAAGCCACCGGAGAUCCCCUCAAAGAACAGGAAGCGGAGGAGGAGAAACCCAAUUCAUCAAUGGAGGAGGAGGAAUCAGAAGAGCAGCCCAAUCCAUCCAUUGAGGAGAAGAAAUCGGAGGAACCCAUUUUGGAUUCCGAAGUGAAAAAGCCCGAAGAUGAGCCCAAACCCGAAGAAUCCUCAGACUCGGCGAAGGUCAUAGAGAAGAGCUCUUCUUUUAAAGAAGAAAGCAACUUCCUCUCUGACCUCAAGGAGCUUGAGAAGAAAGCUUUGAUCGAGCUCAAGGCCAAGUUGGAGGAAGCCAUCCUCGAGAAGAAGCUCUUCAAGAAUGAAGAAGCAGAGCCCGAGGAGACCCAAGAAGAAAAUGAAGGGAAAAAGUCCAGUGAAGAGAUUGAUAAAGAUCCCUCUCUAUGGGGAGUCCCUCUAUUGCCGAGCAAGAACAACGCAUCCACCGACGUAAUCCUCCUCAAAUUCCUCCAAGCCCGUGAGUUCAAAGUAAAAGAAUCCUUCGAGAUGCUGCAGAACACUCUCAAGUGGAGGAAAGAUGAGAGCAUCGAUUCUGUCGUCGAUGAAACCGAACUGGGGUCUGAUUUCGAAAGGGCUUGUUAUAUGGACGGCUGUGAUCGAGAGGGGCAUCCGGUGUGCUACAACAUCCCUGCGGUGUUUAAAGACGAAGAGUUUUGUAAAAAGGCACUUGGGAGUGAAGAAGGGAGGAAGAAAUUCUUGAGAUGGAGGAUUCAGGUAAUGGAGAAGGAGAUACAGAAGCUAGAUUUGAGGCCUGGAGGGGUUUGUAAUUUGCUUCAGGUUACCGAUUUGAAGGAUUCGGUUGGCGUUUCGAAGAAGGAGCUGAGGGAUACCAUGAAGCAAGCUCUUCAGACUCUGCAGGAUAAUUAUCCUGAGUUUGUUUCGAGAAAUAUCUUCAUAAAUGUUCCUUUCUGGUACUACGCAUUCCAUGCUCUCAUCUCCCCGUUCUUCACCCAAAGAACCAAGAGCAAGUUCGUCUUUGCUCGCCCCGCAAACGCCACUGAAACUCUCCUCAAGUACAUCCCUGCAGAAGCUGUUCCCAUCCGCUACGGCGGUUUCAAAAGAGACAAUGAUACCGAGUUCUCAGUCGAAGAUGGUGCAGUCUCGGAACUGACUCUUAAGUCUGGCUCAACAGAGACUAUUGAAUUCCCCGCACCGGAGGUUGGGACUACCCUGAUAUGGGAUUUAUCGGUGUUGGGCUGGGAAGUGACCUACAAAGGGGAGUUUGUGCCGACGGAUGAAGGAUCCUACACUGUUAUCAUUCAAAAGGGGAAGAAGAUGGGGCCUCAAGAGGAGACUGUUCGAAACUCAUUUACAAGUAGCGAGCCUGGAAAAGUUGUGGUAACGAUUGAGAACAAGACGUACAAGAAGAAGAGGGCUCUGUACCGAUACAAGGCUAAGAGUUCUCGACUGGACCGAAGUGAUCCUAGAGAGUAGCUUGACGCUUGAGGGGAUGAGAGGGAGAGAUAUUAAGAGUCAAUUCUUUUAAGGGUGAUGGUUAGUGUCCAAUUCUUUUUUAGGAGAUUUGGGGUGUUAUCUUUUUUGUUGUAUUUCGGAGUUGUUAUACGAAUUUGGAUUGGAUGUUAUCUUUUGACGAAAAUGAAGAGAUCUUAUUAGUUU